This is a messenger RNA of Salvia miltiorrhiza (redroot sage), 1356 nucleotides long. RefSeq lists its product as uncharacterized. The transcript has 6 exons. The record is from RefSeq and is a predicted model, not a curated record. Lineage: Eukaryota; Viridiplantae; Streptophyta; Magnoliopsida; Lamiales; Lamiaceae. Bases 315 to 1214 code for a protein of 299 amino acids.
ACAUAAGGGUCGUUGGGAUAAUUCCGCCGAACGACGUCGGAUGACUCUGGUUUUCGGAAGCUCAAAGUCCAAAACGCCAGGAGCCAGAAAAAUCGAAUGCGUGUGAUUUUCAAAGUUCUGUGAAUUCAUAAUUAAAUCUCCGGAGCCAUUCACCAAAAUCAAAUUUCUGUCAGAUUCUUCUCUUAUAUCUCCAUAUCCACUUAGUCCAACAACCAUUUCUUGAUCUUUUUUGCUUUCUCCUUGGUGCUGUCAGUUUAUUGCGUUGCUGAUGAGAGUAUCUACACCCUUUUAAGGUUGAAGCUGUUGGUUUAACUAUGUUGACGACGAUAACCUUCAACAGUUGCCAACCACAUAUGGAAAUGCAAGAACCUACUAAUUCCAAGUUGAUUCAUGCUUGCAAUUCCAAGUUUCACAAGGGAUAUUGGUCCAACUUGUCUUGUUCUCAAAAUUUCAGUAAUCAGCUCAAACUUCAAAGUUUCUCCCACCAAACAACUUCAAGGAGGUGGCUGUGCCGCUCUCAAGAUUCUCUCUCUCCAGAAAAUGAGUAUCGGUCAUCGCGUAACAUAGCAAUCAGUUUGUUGAGGCGAUACCGGAAUUUUGUUGAGCGUGGAGGAGGUGACAACUUGAAAGAGUUCAUCAGCGCUGGUGUUAAUGCAUACGAAUUGGGAUGCACGGACGAGGGCUUGAGGAAAGAGCUUACUGAUAUGAAGGAAUCGGGUGUUGAGAUUGAGGCAAUGCAAACCUAUGGUGGAAAUACUGGUCUCAAGUCCAACAUUAUCUCCCAGGAAGUUGAUGAAUGUAUAAUGUGGUUGAGCAUUGUGUUCAUAACUAUUCUUUGCACACCACAACCGACUGUAGUCCGAUGGUCAUCCAGCCCUCCGGUGUCGGAAGAAAUGCUCAUGUAUUGGAAGGGCUUCUGUGCAAUCAUAGCAAAUGCCUACUACAUGAGAGGAAUGGCCUGGCUCCCGGUGAAGACUCUCCAGUUGGAGCAAAUGGCGGUGAUGGGCCGUGCUGAAGAACCAUCGCUCGUGGCCAGCAGAAUGAGACUAGUAUUUAGCACACUUGAGGUGGGUUGGCAUAUCUCUACUUCUCAACUUAGAAUAAAUUACCAAAAACUGAUUUUACUGUCAUAUAAAUGUUGCUUCAGUUCAGCCUAUCCAGUUCUUGUUAUUGCUGCAGGUUGUGAGUCCGCAGUGGCCAAGAGUGUGACAUGAUCCUCUCAAAUCCUGCUCGUCUGCCAACAUGUAAUUUACUGUAUACUAUAUACUCAAAGAUCGCUCCCAAGGUGUAGAGAAUUACCAAAAAUGUUUUCAUGUAUAAUAAUGUCAAUGGGUAGCUAUUAAGCUAUUAUCUCAA